This is a messenger RNA of Arvicola amphibius (Eurasian water vole), 326 nucleotides long. RefSeq names its product zinc finger protein 431-like. Bases 132 to 326 code for a protein of 64 amino acids. Lineage: Eukaryota; Metazoa; Chordata; Mammalia; Rodentia; Cricetidae. The record is from RefSeq and is a predicted model, not a curated record. Gene Ontology annotation, biological process: regulation of DNA-templated transcription. The transcript is spliced from 3 exons.
CGCGGAAGUCGGAAGCUACCACCUUGUGCAGCCGGGUUGGUUUGGCUGUGGGGAGAGCGCCGGUAAACUAGCAAAGCCGCUUUACAGUGACUGAGGGGCUGCUGUCUCCAGACGGAGAGCAGUAACCCGCCAUGAAUGCAGUGGCCUAUGAUGAUGUGCAUGUCAACUUCACUCGGGAAGAGUGGGAUUUGCUGGAUCUUUCCCAGAAGAAUCUCUACAAAGAUGUGAUGCUGGAAACCUAUAGGAACCUCACUGCUAUAGGAUACAGUUGGGAAGACCAUAAUAUCGAAGAACCUUGUCAAAGUUCUAGAAGACACGGAAGGUAA